UUUUUAAUUGCUUGAUUAACUUAUGCAUUGAUGAAAAAUCCAUUUUACAGAGUAGCAUCCCUGCCCAAGGAUCUCCCUGCCAUUAAUUGGACCCAGUACGAGGGUCGUGUGAGCGUCCCCAACAUGGUGGCUGAGUUCCAGAAGCAGUACCAAGCUCUCACUGUGCCAUACCCUAAGGAUGUUUACACAUCAAAAAUUGACGAGCAGGAGAAAGCUACUAUGAUAGCUGUAGAGGAAUUUGUGAAGAAAAUGCAAGCCUCAGUUGUAAGUAUGAAGGCUGAGCUUGCCAAAGUGGAAGCAAUGAUGCCAAUCACAGAGAUGAACUUGGAGGAAUACUUCGAUGCAUUUCCCAAUCAUGCUCUGGAUUCAUUCGAACGUCCCACCAUGUGGCCGCACAUCGAGGAGUGCCAGCCUGAGUACCUGGAACGAAUGGCCAAGGAGGGCAAGUUUGAUGAAGCGCACUGAGCCCAUACUGACUGCAUGUGUGUUGUGGCAAUAUUACAAGCACUCAAUACUAAAGUACAUGGAGAUGAUACCCAUAACAGAGCAGUGAAAAGUACGAUCUCUGGUUUUUAAGAAAUUGUGGUUGCAAAUUCGAUUUACACUUUUGCCUGUAAUGAAGUCUUGAAAUAUUUCUUUUUGCUGCACACAAUUCAGCUGAACCUUGAAGUAAUUGAUUUAUUGCUUGACUGCACUUGUUCAUGUUAUUUAUUUUGAGACACUACAUUGCCUAUCACACUGCUGUGUUUGUACAUAAGAAAACUUCUGCUACAGCAAUAUGUUCUGGAAAAAUUUCUAUUAAACAAAAUUUAAACGGAAA
Messenger RNA from Hyalella azteca, 820 nucleotides. RefSeq names its product ATP synthase subunit d, mitochondrial. The transcript has 3 exons. Lineage: Eukaryota; Metazoa; Arthropoda; Malacostraca; Amphipoda; Hyalellidae. The record is from RefSeq and is a predicted model, not a curated record. Gene Ontology annotation, molecular function: proton transmembrane transporter activity. Bases 31 to 465 code for a protein of 144 amino acids. Gene Ontology annotation, biological process: proton motive force-driven ATP synthesis.